Messenger RNA from Micromonas pusilla CCMP1545, 957 nucleotides. RefSeq lists its product as uncharacterized. The coding region runs from base 1 to 957 and encodes 318 amino acids. The record is from RefSeq and is a predicted model, not a curated record. Lineage: Eukaryota; Viridiplantae; Chlorophyta; Mamiellophyceae; Mamiellales; Mamiellaceae. The transcript is spliced from 2 exons.
AUGGCCGCGGCGAGUCGUUCCAUCCGACGAUUCGUCGUCUUCGUCUUCGUCGUCGUCUUCGUCGUCGCGAUGGCGUCGAGCGCGUUCGUCCCGACGCCCCGAGCGGAGAUCGUCGUUCUGGGAUCCCAUUACGAGCCUUCCUCCCGAGCGGCCCCGGUGGUGCCGACGUCGCCGCGCGCGACAUCGUCCUCGUCGCCGCCUCCUCGGCCGCCGCCUGUACCGGCGCCUCCGACGGCGCCUCCUGUACCGGCGCCUCCGACGCCGCCUCCGCCUCCGCAGAAGGAAGGAUUCGCGCGGUGCGCGAUGCCGCCGUGCUCGCGAGACGCGAACUGCACGCUCACGAUCUGCUGCCGCGACGUCCUGCAAGAGAUCCUCAACGCGACCGAGGCGUACUUGCGAGAGAUGCGCGUUCCGCACUACGCCGUCUUCGGCACGCUCCUCGGCGGGAUCCGGUCGAACGCCAUCAUCGAGUACACCUCGGACGUCGACAUCGCGGUCGAGCACGACGCGCUGGAGACGAUCGAGAAUAUGUCGUCGUGGAACCCGCGGUUUCACGCGUGGAGAGAAACCGAAGAGGUCGCGAGGUUAUGCAUCGUCGACGAGACGUCCCCCGGCGCGAGGACCUGGGCGAGCGCGGGCCAAGAAGUCACGGGGUGGUCCACGGUCCCGGCGUACAUGGACCUGUACGUGGCGAGGCACUUCAACGACACCGCGGACGGAGGGAGGAAGAAGACGACGUUUCGGGCCGUGAAGGCGUGCGCGUUCGACGAGGAGGAUAUAUACGGCGCGGAGGGAGACGCGCGAUUCGGGGAGGUGUCGAUAGGCGGGACGCUCGUGCCGACGCCGGCGCGCCCCGAGAAGAUCUUGAGGCAGAUAUACGGAGACGCGUGGAUGACGCCCACGGGGAGCGGCGGCCACGGCGUCAACGUCAGUGGGUAUUGUAAGGAUGAGUGGUAG